Molecule: messenger RNA, 261 nt
Organism: Blepharisma stoltei
Lineage: Eukaryota; Ciliophora; Heterotrichea; Heterotrichida; Blepharismidae
Source: the annotation of a GenBank genome assembly
AUGAAGGCUGUCAUUUUGGAUUUCCGGUCUGAGUCACCUGUCCAAGGAAUCAGCUCUAGGGUAGAAACACUGUCUGUAGAGUCUCCGAUGGUUCCGACAAGGGAAGACUAUGUGGCAAGCAAAACCUGUCUAGUCUGUCUGGUAGGGAUAGGAAAACCUUCGGGGGAAAUAACAAAACUUCUAUCUUCUGCAAGGCAUCCAAACCCUGGACACCCUACUUCAAAAAGGACAGAGGCCAUGCUUUCAGCUCCAUCAGGAUAA